This is a messenger RNA of Syngnathus typhle (broad-nosed pipefish), 5804 nucleotides long. RefSeq names its product CBP80/20-dependent translation initiation factor (gene ctif). The transcript is spliced from 15 exons. Gene Ontology annotation, cellular component: cytosol. Bases 406 to 2430 code for a protein of 674 amino acids. The record is from RefSeq and is a predicted model, not a curated record. Gene Ontology annotation, molecular function: translation activator activity; protein binding; RNA binding. Gene Ontology annotation, biological process: regulation of translational initiation. Lineage: Eukaryota; Metazoa; Chordata; Actinopteri; Syngnathiformes; Syngnathidae.
GCUGCCAGCAAACCGGACCAGACGUCACAUUCCUGCAUUCCCUUUUACCCCUCCGGAUUUUCUACGUUGUCGUUAACCCCAUUGCUAACCGGCUCCCGCUUUUUAUAAAUUUAUUUUCUUUUAAACAAACACACUCAUGAACGCAUAAAUCGUGCCGCGUCAUGAGUGUGUUUGAACAAGGUGGUGAACCCGGGUUUUAGAGACACCUCAAUUCGGGAUGUGAUGUGGAAUGCUAAAGCUCGUGGCUAAGUGAUGUUGUGGCGGACCUCAGGAUCAGGCUUCCCAGGCCUGCAAUUAAAAAUGAAGAAUAAAUGGCGACGAGAAGGAAUGAGGGGGACAAAGUCAACCCAGCAAUUUUGAACAAUAUCUAAAACUCGGUGACAUCAGAGGCGUCACACCGGUGUGAUGAAACCUGUGUGCAAGGGAAUACCAGAAAGGUUUGACAAAAAGUCACUUUCCUCUCCUCACUGCCCACCUGCCGCCGUCUCGGUUGUCAUGGAGAGCUCAUCGGUGGCGUCGGCGUCAUCCGAGGCCGGCAGCACACGCUCGCAGGAGAUCGAGGAGCUGGAGCGCUUCAUUGACAGCUACGUGCUGGAGUACCAGGUGCAAGGGCUGCUAGGGGACAAGGGUGACGGAGACUUGGAUCUGGACGAUGGCGGCAAGGUGCCACAGUGGACAGACAACUGCAAUGACUACAAAGAUGACAGCUGGACAUCAUCACAGGGGAGAAAUUCCUCCAAACCAGAUGAAUGGGAGCACAGCAGUAACGGCAGCUCAAGUUCCAGGCCCAGUUCCGGGUCUAGACCGGGUUCCGGCUCUCGGUCUGGCAGCAGGGGUCGAAACAAUCAGUUCAAAGGGUCCACCAAGAAUGGAAACAAAGAUGUGGCCUUUGACAUCCUGGGCACAGACAUAUGGGCGGCUAACACAAUGGACUCGCGUGGGGGUACAGGUUGGGAUGUGCAGCCGGAGAAGCUCGACUUCAGUCAUUUCCACAGGAAACACACAAGGGCUAUGCCAAAGCACCUGCCGCACAUCGACCGCGAAGGAAUGAGCAAGAAUAAGUUUGAGGAAGACGAUGGCUUAGACUUAACUGACAUAGAGAAGUUCCUGCCCCAUCUUUGCUCUGUCUUCCCACCCCUUCCUAAUGAGGCUGAGAUUGCGCACACCAAAAAGCUCUUCCGACGCAAGAGGAACGACCGACGGAGACAACAACGAGCUCAGGGAGGAAGUAAGAACCAGUCUCCAUCACCGCAACACCACUGGGAUCAGCAGUCACCCAGCCCAACAGAAGCAGGAGACAACAGAAACAACGGCAGAUCGCCUCGCCAGUAUCAAGGCGGACAUGGGCAACGUCAGGGCGGAACCCCGCACGGGUACAACCAGAACCGACGCUGGCAUCCAAAUCAGAAAGGUCCGGGACAACAGAACCCCGCUGGUACCGACAGAGGACUGCCUCUGAGAGGAACCAAAGAGACAGAGAAUGUAAAAGUCACAAGCGACAAGCACACACGACAGAUGGAGGUGCCUCGGGACUGCGAGAGCCCCGCCGACUUUCCCAAGGCUGAGUCAGCGCUGGACACCAACGCCUUGUCAGACGUGACAGCUGGCAAAGAAAGCCCCGGCUGGCCUGGCCGGGGCCAGUCCAGGGAGCCCCCAAUCAGCUUGCUGCAGUCAUCCAAGGAGAGGCUGCAGAGGAGACUAAAGGACAAGGAGGAGGCGCUGGCGGAGGUGUUGGGCACACCCAGCAUGGACCGCCUGCUGAGACUGCUCAACAGCAUGAGGAGCAACAGCAGCGGCGUGGAAGAGCAGCUGGCCUCCUUCAUGGUGGAGGCGCAGAGUUCAGCGCGCUCCGAAGAAUCCCUGACUCAAGUCGUCGGCACCAUCUACGACAAAGGCGUUUCGGACCGGAGUUUUGCCGCCACCGCCGCCAAGCUGUGUGACAAAAUGGCGCUCUUUAUGGUGGACGGGACCAAGUUCAGGUCCCUGCUUCUCAACUUGUUGCAGAAGGACUUUGUUCGCCGUGAAGAGCUGCAGCGGUCGGACGUGGAGGUGUGGUUGGGGUUCAUCACUUUCCUCUGCGAGGUGUUUGGGACAAUGAGGAGCAGCUCUUGGGAGCCUUUUAGAGUCUUGGUGUGUCCCAUCUACACUUGCCUGCGAGAGCUGCUGCAGUCCAAAGACGUCAAGGAGGACGCCGUGCUGUGCUUCUCCAUGGAGCUGCAGAGCGUCGGGCGCCUCUUGGAGGAGCAGCUGCCCGAGAUGAUGACGGAGCUGCUCGCAGCCGUGCGCGACAAGAUGCUAAGUCCGGCCGAGUCGCCCCUAAGCCGCUCGCUCCUAAUGGAGGUAGUGGAGCUCCACGCCCACCGCUGGAGUCCCCUGGAAGCUCUCACCACUCAGUACUAUAACCGAACCAUCCAUAAGCUUACAACCUAGACGUCAUGUUUCUUUCUGGACUCUUGGUAAAGGUGUCUGGGCCACUAGGGGCAGCGUAGGACAGCAGCUUGUCCGUUGGGAGUCAAAAUGUUAAUAGGGGUUGGGGGGGGGCGCGCUUGGCUCUUCAUUGUCAUCCGCCCCCUCCUCCCAUUCCAUCCUCCAGCCCUCGUGGCUGAUAAAAGACAGAAAAUGGAGGCAGGGAGCAGACAUGGCGCUGUCUGUCUGCGCCGUCUGCGCUCCCCUCCGCAGGGACCCCCGGGUCAGGAGGUCUCGCGGCGGGACUCCAGCACGCCUACAGCAACCCCCAUAACUCCCCCCCCACACACCCUUUGUCUCCCUCCCUUAGCAGGAAGCCUUUUUUGUAGGGAUGAGACAGCGGGCCUGCUGGGCCAGGCUGGGCUCGGGAUAAGGAUCAGGCUGGCUAGAGUAGGGUGGCAGAUGGCGGCUUGAGCCCUUGUGACACACACAUACAAAAACACACAAUCAACACUUAGACACACGUGCACGGCAGCCCGCCACCACGCUCCCCGAUGGAAAAGAGGAAACGAGGGGGGUCGUCAGCAUUAGAGGAGCAUUAUAAAAAAACACAUAAUGCCGUUAAACCUUUUGUUUUUGUCUCGCAAGCCGUGCACAUCCACAUUCAUAAUAACCGUUUUUUUUUACAUGUAUUUAUUCUAAGCAUUUGAUUUGAAUGUCUUAUUUAAAAAAAAAAUGUGUUAGUGACACACUGAAAAGUAAUAAUUGCUAACUUUAUGAGAAAAAAAGUUGUGAUAAUAUAAGAAUGAAUUUUGGAAUGGUGCGUAAUUACAAGUUGCAUUUGAGUUAAGAAUAUCGCAAAGUAGUUAUUGUAGGAGACGGAAGUUGUAAAAAAAGAAUCAAUUUGAAAAACUACACAUUAAAUGCUUCAAAAAAAAUUAUAAUAGCAAAUUGAGGUUGUAAUAGGAAAGACAUGUUGUAAAGGCACAACAUAAACUUGCAGGCAAAUUUAUUGUCUAAUGAUAUGCAAAUGUAGGAAAGUGAGAAAAAUUGAUGCAAAUAAUUGUGUAAAAAGUCAAGUGUUUUCAAAAUGAAAGUGUAAUGUUCCAAGGAAUAUUUCAUUGUGACAUUAUGAAUAUUGUAAUGUUUAUUUUGAUCUUUUUUAUUUUUUAUUUUUUUAUUCAACAAAAUACUCAUAACGAAGUUCUCUAUCAAAUUGUCUCACGACUACAGCCGUGAUGUCACGCAAAUUUGUAAUAUAAAAUAAAAGCAGACUUAAAAUGAAUGAAUCUCAAAAUUCACACAAGUUUAAACGUAAGAACUCUGCAUCCACUACUCUGGUAUCAUUUUUUUUACCCCCUUUUCAGUGUGGCACUAACACUCCUUAGCGUACAAUUUUGUUUUUCAAAAUGUACGUACGCAUGUAUGAGAUCUAGCAGAGGACCUCGUUGCACAUUUGAGUUUGAGUUGUUAGCACUGUUCUGAGGCGGUUUGCUUUAAACAAAACAAACGGAUGGAUAGGAAUCAUCCUUGCAGUGAGAGGAAAUUUUUGUUGAGCUCAAAAGAAAAUGUUUGUAUAGGGAAAAAGAAAAUAGGAAAAAAUGGGGGGGAUGGCAAAUGAAGUGCAGCUGACAUCCAUCCUUUGCUGUGAAUUUGGUGUGUUCAACAUUGACACUAUUUGACGGUUUUUAUUUUUUUUGAGGAGUGCUGACAUUAACCUGUGUAUUUUGAAGAAUAGCCCAAAAAUCUCAACACAUUUAUGUACGUAUAUCUGUGAAGCUAAUGUACACUAUGAUCCGUUAUGUAGCAUUUGUGAAUGGGCUCUCUGUGAUCUUGCGUUGAAUAUAUUUGCAAGUAUUUAAAAGGAAAACAAUUGAAGUUAGAAAAAGAAAUGUUACGGAAAGCACCCAAAACAUUUCUACCGGGAAGCGUUUUCUUUUGUGAAUACACACAAUUCAGGGGUUGCAUCCUCGGAAGGACCCAUUGCUCUUUGACCAGCCGUCGUAGAUGUUACGGUCGUGGCCACCAACAUUUUACGUCAUGAUGCAAGGUGGCUACACGUUAGCAUUACGAGUACCACAUAUUUUCAACUGACGUUUUAAGGUUGGGAGAAGAAUUAAUACAUUGAGCGUCAAAACCUGUGCCGCUCUAUUUAGUUUUUACGACAAAGGGGUGACCACAAUUAGUUAUAACAAAUAUUAGUUAUAACAAAAAGGUUGUAAUGCUACAUGUUUGUGACAAAGUUAUAGGGAUAAAAAAUAGUUUUUGUAAUGACAAGCAUGAAGUCUUUUUUUUCCCCAGAGUCGUAAAGAAUUAAAUUGUAAAUAUUUGAGGGAAGAAAAAAAAAAUCGCAACGCUAGGAAAUUGUCUACCUAUUGCACGAACCUUCCCGAAAAUAAAAUUGUAACAUUAAGGGAAACAAAAGAGGUUGUAAUAAAAUUAGAGAAGUCACUAAGCUGCAAAACAGUUGUAAUAUAACAAUAAAGUUACAGGUAAAAAAAUGACAAUUUUACAACAAGAUAUUAAGCAAUCAUAAUGAAUAAGUUGUAAUAUUACAGAAAGUAAUUGCUGUGACUGAGUAGUCAUGAUGUUCCAGGAAAAUGUUGGAUGUUGCAAGAAAAAAAAAUGAAAGCUACCAAAUAGUGGUAAGAUCAAUGUAUGUUACAGGAGAAAUAAUUAAGAUUACAAGAAUAAACUUGUAAAAUUGCUUCAAAUUUGGACGGCCUUUGCGAUUCGUUGGGUCACUGUCCUUCCGAAUGAUGUGAGCCCGGACACAGUAACACAAAGGAGUGCAAUGGUACAAAGACGUCUCAGUUCCACGCCAGUUUAGGCCAACAAAUGACCUUUUUUUUACGUUAUUUUUAGUGCCUUAUCAUAAAUUGAAGAGCGACGUGUAGCCCAAAAGCCAAAUGAAUCCAGCCUUAUAGCUAGCUAGAUUUAGCCAAUAGCUUAGCAUGUGACGUCAAGUACCCUUGCACCCCGAAUGCACAUGCUUGUGCUUACGCAUUGCGUGUUUUGUCUUUUUGUAUUAUUAUUUGCUCUGUCUUGCAUCAAGAAUUCCGAUUACGUGUAAUAGAAACGCCAUCGCUUGGAUGAUGAUGUCAUGAUGACGGUUACUCGUUUUCCCGUCUUGUUUUUAUUUCUAGCUUUCUAUUUAAGUUAAGCUCAUUUAUAUAUGCGGAUGGAAAAAAGACUUGUGAAACUGUUGUAAUACCUAGCUUGCAGGGGAGGGUGUAAGUAAUGCGAUUACUGUGGUUUAGUUACCAACGCAAGUUUUUGUUAUGCAAAAAAAGUGCGAGGUGAGGAGUCUGUGCCGUGGACCCCACUCGACCCCUCCCUCCUCCCAACAUGGUUUGCAUAUUGUCAUGAAUAUUAAAACUUAAAUGCUUGGGGGCCCA